Dictyostelium purpureum is the source of this 771-nucleotide messenger RNA. RefSeq lists its product as uncharacterized. The coding region runs from base 1 to 771 and encodes 256 amino acids. Gene Ontology annotation, biological process: vitamin K biosynthetic process; menaquinone biosynthetic process. Gene Ontology annotation, cellular component: membrane. NCBI's taxonomy places the organism in Eukaryota, Evosea, Eumycetozoa, Dictyosteliales, Dictyosteliaceae. The transcript has 3 exons. Gene Ontology annotation, molecular function: prenyltransferase activity. The record is from RefSeq and is a predicted model, not a curated record.
AUGCUUUUAUUUUUUAGAAAUUAUCUUAAUUCAACAAGAGUUUGGACAUUGAAUUUUGUUUUUGCAGGAAAUAUUAUUAAUAUAUCUUUAUUAUAUAAAAAUGGAAUUGAAAUCGAUUAUAGGAUAUUUUUAUGCACACUUUUAAUUCAAAUUUUAGUUAACAAUAUUUCAAAUUUAGUGAAUUCAUAUUAUGAUUUUAUUAAAGGAUUAGACAAUGAAGAGACAUCAGGUGAUAGAACAAUGUUUAAAUAUAGUCUAUCAUUAAAUCAAAUUUAUUUAUUUACAAAAUUAACAUUUGCAUUGACUAUAUUAAUAACCAUUUAUUUAAACUAUUUAAUAAGCAACAAUAAUUUAAAAUCAGUUAUUGUAUUAUCAAUAAUAGUAUUAAAUACUUUUUUAGCAUUUUUUUAUACAGCCCCACCUUUUGAAUUCAAAUAUAAUUUUUUAGGGGAACUCUCAGCUUCAAUUGGAUAUUUUUUUAUUGGAUCAUUUUCGUAUUAUUGUCAAACUAAUAAUGGAUUAAAUGAUUUAUUUCAUUACUCAAUGAUAUUUACUUUGGGAAGUUUAUCAAUAAUCUAUUCAAAUAAUGUUAGGGAUAUCAAGGUUGAUAAAAUGGCUAAUAUUAAAACAAUUCCAAUAUUUUUAGGUGAAAAAAUAUCUUAUAUAAAAUCAAAAACUUCAUUAUUUUAUAUCGAUUUAUUAUCAGCUAAAAUGGUAUUAAAAUUAAGUAUAUUGUUAUCAGUUGGUAUACUAUUAAAAUCAAAUCAAUAA